Molecule: messenger RNA, 1952 nt
Organism: Mustela lutreola (European mink)
Lineage: Eukaryota; Metazoa; Chordata; Mammalia; Carnivora; Mustelidae
Gene: TOMM40L
Product: translocase of outer mitochondrial membrane 40 like
Exons: 10
Coding region: 672-1598 (308 amino acids)
Biological process (GO): protein import into mitochondrial matrix
Cellular component (GO): mitochondrial outer membrane; mitochondrial outer membrane translocase complex
Molecular function (GO): transmembrane protein transporter activity
Source: RefSeq, a predicted model, not a curated record
CUAGGAGCCAUAAGAACCAGGGUUCCAACGCAGUAUUCACAAUCAUUCCCUCUGCCACCCUUCACAAAACGGAGGCCUCCAGGCUGUCCCGCGAAAGGACUUGCAGCAGCCCAAGCUCCAAGACGCUCCCUCUGGCGUCUAGGACGUUCCCAGCGUCUUCCCGACCUUCUUGAGGCCGGGCGACCUCAGGCCAUCUACCAAUCAAGCCCCGCCCGCCUCUGCAGUGCCUGGGUUGGAGCUCUCUGGACCCGACUCUGCCACUCCUUUGCUUCCUUCUCUCCCAUUGGCCCCUGGGAGACGGAGGCAGGUUUUCUUUCUUUCUUUUUUUUUUUUUUUAAAUCUUCUGGGCAGGGCCCAAUCAAGGGAGGGUCGGGUCUUUGAUGUCUUUUUUUUUUGCCCGGUUCCAAGAUGGCGCUCAUGACCACGCUGAGAAUGCAGCGUGAAGCCGCAGUCCUGCCAUUACUCAAGAUGACUGCCCCCAUCAAGAUGACCGGGGUGUGCCGGGGAAAAAGGGGCAGCAUGAUAGUCUGAGACGGUCUAGCAUCGGACCAUGUGGAAGUUUCUGGGACUGGGGAGUCGGAUGAUGGGGGGUGGGACCCGUGCGGGGUAGAGGGAGCAAUAGCGUCCUUUCUCAGGCUAAUCCCGGCCCCUCCCCUGUUCUCUGGACUGAAAUGGGGAACACACUGGGCCUGGCACCGAUGGGGGCUUUGCCCCGCCGGAGCCCCCGGCGAGAGGAGCCUCUGCCUAACCCUGGGAGCUUCGAUGAGCUGCACCGGCUCUGCAAAGAUGUGUUCCCAGCACAGAUGGAGGGAGUGAAGCUCGUUGUCAACAAGGUUCUGAGCAGCCAUUUCCAGGUGGCUCACACCGUGCACAUGAGUGCCCUGGGCUUGCCCGGGUAUCACCUCCAUGCGGCCUAUGCAGGAGACUGGCAACUGAGCCCCGCCGAGGUGUUCCCCACUGUGGUGGGGGAUAUGGACAGCAGUGGCAGCCUCAACGCCCAGGUCCUGCUCCUCUUGGCAGAGCGGCUCCGAGCCAAGGCUGUCUUCCAGACGCAGCAAGCCAAGUUCCUGACGUGGCAGUUUGAUGGCGAGUACCGGGGAGAUGACUACACAGCCACUCUGACCCUAGGGAAUCCUGACCUGAUUGGGGAAUCGGUGAUCAUGGUGGCUCACUUCCUGCAGAGCCUCACCCAUCGGCUGGUGCUGGGAGGAGAGCUAGUUUAUCACCGGCGGCCAGGCGAGGAGGGCGCCAUCCUGACACUGGCUGGAAAGUACUCGGCGGUGCACUGGGUAGCCACACUGAAUGUGGGGUCAGGUGGGGCCCAUGCAAGCUAUUACCACAGGGCAAACGACCAGGUCCAGGUUGGAGUGGAAUUUGAGGCCAACACAAGGCUACAAGACACAACCUUCUCCUUCGGUUACCACCUGACUCUGCCCCAGGCCAACAUGGUGUUUAGAGGCUUGGUGGACAGUAACUGGUGUGUGGGUGCUGUGCUGGAGAAGAAGAUGCCCCCCUUGCCCGUCACCCUGGCCCUUGGAGCCUUCCUCAACCACUGGCGCAACAGAUUCCACUGUGGCUUCAGCAUCACUGUGGGCUGAGGUGCUCCCAGGGCCUGCCCCUCACAGACGCUGGAACCUCCGAGGCAGGUGCCCUAGGGCCAGAGACUAGGCCCCCUCUCCAGAGCGCACCUUGCCGGGUGACCUCUGGGUCCCAGGAGCAGAGCAGGGGAUAGGACCGUGCCCUCCUCAGAACUGGAGCCGCCACAGGGGCAGCUGCUGGGGCCGUGGUGUGUGGCCCCCACCUCCGCCACCAGCUCCAAGGUCUUUUUCCCAUGCUCUGUGGCUCUGGACUAAGGGAGAAGGAGUAAGGGGUGUGUCUGGCUGACUUUUCUCCCCUCACAUCCCCCUUCUUCGUUUUCCUAUCAAUUAAAGCUCCUAGCUUCUUCCUCUUCA